This is a messenger RNA of Drosophila ananassae, 4088 nucleotides long. It is a transcript of the gene stc, whose product is annotated as protein shuttle craft. The transcript is spliced from 4 exons. Gene Ontology annotation, cellular component: nucleus. Gene Ontology annotation, biological process: negative regulation of transcription by RNA polymerase II. The coding region runs from base 447 to 3803 and encodes 1118 amino acids. NCBI's taxonomy places the organism in Eukaryota, Metazoa, Arthropoda, Insecta, Diptera, Drosophilidae. The record is from RefSeq and is a predicted model, not a curated record. Gene Ontology annotation, molecular function: RNA polymerase II transcription regulatory region sequence-specific DNA binding; DNA-binding transcription factor activity, RNA polymerase II-specific; zinc ion binding.
GGGGAUAUUUGGCUUAAACCGGGUCACACUGACCAGGUGAGAAGCUAUUUUUUUUGUUAGAAAUUACUCAUUUUUUGGAAAUAAACGACGCAAAAAGCGCCAAAAAAAGCGGAAUCGUUCGUGCAAAAACCCCGGCGGAGGAGCGUUCACUGCGCGACACCGGCCGCCACCAAAAUCUGACCAGGCAGAGCUUUCGGUCCGUCCAAUUUCAUCACGAAUACAAUUUCAUCAGUGCACACGUGUCUGGAGCUUCGCUUGGAAUCCUGCCCCGCGGGGCUGGGUCAUGCCCAGUGGCUAUUAACAUCUAGCAAUCGGAACCAUUUCCAACCGGAACCAAGCAACUGGACAGGCUGAGCACGCCGCAGGAGCAAACGCAGGCGGAGGAGGCGCUGCUGGCCAGUGGUGAUAGAUACAGAGGCGGCGGCAGUGGGACACUUUCCACAGCCAUGGCGGAGUACUGGCAGCAGCUGACCAAUGGAGGAGGCGCUGGCGGACGGAGUGCAGCCGCCAGUGACUCACCGGGGGUGUGCAAUGGUGCCGGUCCUGAGGCUGGGACGCACAGCGGCGGCAACAACAACUAUGUGAACUUCAACCAGUUCAUCAUGCAGCUGAACCUCGGAGGAGGUGCCCCCAAUGCCGCAAACUCAAGCUCCAGCUACAUGCAACAUCCCUUAGAGAGCGGGAACAACAUGAACUUCGCCAUUAGCGGAGGCGGAGGAGCCUUUGGCCUGAAUCCCCCAAUGGGAGCUUCGAAUACGAACAACUUCGAGCAUUUCUUUUCACAGCCUGUUUUCCCACGAUAUCAGAACGGCGACGGAAUCGCCAGUGCCGCCUUCACCAAUAGCUAUGAUCUGGGCAACCCGAACGGCAGCAGCAGCAGCAGUCCCUUUUCGAACCUCUACACGCCGUUCGGCAACAAUCCGUUCGACUUCAGCGCUUCCAAGCUUCAGGCCUCGGCGCCCGAAUUUGUGCCUAGUCUGGCCAAGCUGAGUCUAGAGGAGACUUCAGUGGCCACGACGAACGGAAACAGCACUGCCAGCCCCGAAACUGCCAUAAAGGAGUCGGAGGCGCCAGCUGCAGCGGGAGCAGCUAAAGGGGGUGCACCCGGAGGCGCGGGUGCAGCAGGAGGAGUAGCAAGAUCUGAGGAGAGAGGAGCCAACAGCUUCCGCCAGAACCAGAACUACGAUAGGGAGCGGGAGAGGGAUCGCGAUCGCGACAGGGAUAGGGAUCGUGAUCGGGAUCGGCCCAGGCAGCAGCGCCGUUCGGAUUACCGUGAGGAUCGUGAAGAUCGCUACCAGAGGAACGACCGGGAUCGAGACCGGGACCGUGAUCGUGAUCGGGACAGGGACCGGGAUCGCGAUCGCAAGAAGCCACAAAAACAGCAGCGAUACGACAAUCAUCGGAGCAACAAGAGGCGCGAUGACUGGAACCGAAACAGGGAUCGAAUCAACGGAUAUCCCCGGGCCGUGGACGACCUGGACACGAGCAACGAGAGUGCCCAGCCCUCACCCGAGAAGCAGCCGCAGCAACAGCAAAUCUCGCCGAGAAGAAAUCAUCCACCGCCGGCUGACAACGAGAAGCUGUCGCAGAGAGAGAAGCUAAUUCGUGACAUUGAGCAGCGGCGGCUCGAGUGCCUGGUGUGCGUGGAAGCCAUCAAAGCGCACCAGCCCACCUGGUCGUGCCAGAACUGCUACCAUGUUCUGCACCUCAAGUGCACCACCACCUGGGCGAGCAGCUCCAAGUCGGAGGUAGGCUGGCGGUGUCCGGCGUGCCAGAAUGUGCUGCAGGAGCUGCCGCGCGAGUAUCUCUGCUUCUGCGGCAAGCUGAAGAACCCGCCGGUGUCGCGCUCCGAACUGCCGCACAGUUGCGGCGAGGUAUGCUGCCGGAUCGAGGGCUGCAGUCAUGCCUGCACCCUGCUCUGUCACCCGGGCCCGUGUCCGCCGUGUCAGGCCAAUGUGGUGCGCAGUUGCGGCUGCGGGCGCAGCACCAAGACAAUGCAGUGCGCCAUGAAGGAGGAUCUGCUGUGCGGCGAGGUCUGCGACAAGCUGCUCAACUGCGGCGAGCACCGGUGCAAGUCGGAGUGCCAUGCCGGGAAGUGCGUCGCCUGCUCGGAGCAGGUGGAGCAGCACUGCCAUUGCGGCAAGCAGGACCGCCAGGUGACAUGUACGCGCGAGAGCCAGGACAAGCGCAGCUACUCGUGCAAGGAGAGCUGUGGCAAGCCGCUGCCGUGCGGCAAUCACAAGUGCAAAGACUCUUGCCACGCCGGAAGCUGCAGGCCCUGCAAGCUGAGCCCCGACCAGAUAACCAGCUGCCCCUGUGGAAAGAUGCCUGUGGCAUCCAGCCAGCGCACCAGCUGCCUGGACCCCAUCCCCACCUGUGAGGGAAUCUGCUCGAGGGUGUUGCGGUGCGGCAAGCCGGCACAUCCGCAUCAGUGCGGCAGCAAGUGCCACCUGGGCCAGUGCCCACCCUGUCCCAAGCAAACGGCCGUGAAGUGCCGCUGCGGCCACAUGGAUCAGAUGAUCAAGUGCCGCCAGUUGUCCACCCGGGCGGACGAUGCCCGCUGCAAGCGCCGUUGCACGAAGAAGAGGAGCUGCGGAAAACAUAAGUGCAACGCAGAGUGCUGCAUCGACAUCGACCACGCAUGUCCGCUGCCCUGCAACCGGACCCUGAGCUGCGGCAAGCAUAAGUGCGACCAGCCCUGCCACCGCGGCAACUGUCCGCCCUGCUACCGCAGCAGCUUCGAGGAGCUCUACUGCGAGUGCGGAGCCGAGGUCAUCUACCCGCCAGUGCCGUGCGGCACUAAGAAACCGAUCUGCAAGCGCCCAUGCUCGCGAUCCCAUCCCUGCGAGCAUCCGCCGCAACACAAUUGCCACUCGGACGCCACUUGUCCGCCCUGCAUGCUGUUCACCACCAAGUCGUGCCACGGUGGCCACGAACAGCGCAAAACCAUUCCCUGCUCCCAGGAGAGCUUCAGCUGUGGAAUGGCCUGCGCGAAGCCGUUGGCUUGUGGACGCCACAAGUGCAUCAAGCCGUGCCAUGAGGGCGCCUGCCAGGCAGCCGGCGACGUUUGCCGUCAGAGCUGCACCAAGCCACGGCCCACUUGCGGCCACAAGUGCUCAGCACCCUGCCACGAGGGCUCCUGUCCCGAAACGCCAUGUAAGGAGCUGGUGGAGGUGCAGUGCGAAUGCGGCAACCGGAAGCAGAGUCGCAGCUGCCAGGAACUGGCCCGCGAGCACAGUCGCAUUGCCACCGCUCAGCUGGCCUCGUCCAUGGCGGAGAUGUCGCGCGGAAACUACAUGGAGCUCAGCGAGAUCCUGGCUCCCUCCAAGGCCAACAAGUCCAAUCGAACUUUGGACUGCAACGAUGAGUGCCGACUGCUGGAGAGGAAUCGCCGCCUUGCCAUGGCGCUAUCGUCUCGAAAUCCAGAGACCCAGCAAAAGUCCCUCACCAAGUACUCCGAGUUCGUGAAGGGUUUCGCCAAGAGGAACCCGGUGCUGACCAAGAGCGUAUACGAAACGUUGAGCGAUCUCGUCAAGCUGGCCAAGGAGAGCAAGCAGCGGUCGCGAAGCCACUCCUUCCCGACCAUGAACCGAGAGAAGAGGCAGUUGGUGCACGAGCUGUGCGAGAUAUUCGGCAUAGAAUCGGUGUCCUACGACAAGGAGCCUAACCGAAACGUGGUAGCCACGGCGCACAAGGAAAGGUGCUGGUUGCCCGCCACGAGUAUCAUGGAAGUCCUGGCUCGGGAGUCAGGACAAAGACGCGUCCCUGUACCCAGCAACAAUGCCUGGAGCUUAAAGAAAUAGAACUGUUUGGUUGGAGAUAGUACAGAUAUUUUGUAUGUUUAGUCGUUGGCGCUGGAAAAGAUAUUUUAAAAAAGGUGAUGAAAGGAUUCUGAUGGAGCCUCUAGCGCUGCGAGGACAAUACACAACAUAACCACAAAUAUAACCAGUUGCAAGGAUGACCGUUUUCACAUAUAUUUUGUAAAUUAUAAAGAAAGUUAGUUGAACCAUAGAGUGCAUGAAUGUUGAAUACUGAAUGAAAUGAACCAUAGAUAUGCAGGCGCAGUUAUGAAUAAUGCUGUUAACCAA